Messenger RNA from Aptenodytes forsteri (emperor penguin), 33201 nucleotides. It is a transcript of the gene OBSCN, whose product is annotated as obscurin, cytoskeletal calmodulin and titin-interacting RhoGEF. The record is from RefSeq and is a predicted model, not a curated record. NCBI's taxonomy places the organism in Eukaryota, Metazoa, Chordata, Aves, Sphenisciformes, Spheniscidae. Gene Ontology annotation, molecular function: protein binding; protein kinase activity; ATP binding. Gene Ontology annotation, biological process: protein phosphorylation.
UGCUGCGCGUCCCUGCCAUCGCUGGGGUUUCUGUUUUAUUUUCCUGGAGGGGAAAGGUUGGGGGGGGGGGACCAAAAACCAACAUGGUCUCCCCGUGUCCUCUGUUCCCCUCUUCCCCCUUCCCCCUUCUGUCAUCUCAGUAGGAAUCGGCUUUUCCUUACUCUGCCCAGAGCUUUGUUUCUCCUCAGACUCUGACAAGACUCCAGGAAACCAAGAUGGAUUACAGCUCGUUCAGCGGAGUCCCCCGGUUCUUGACCCGGCCUAAGGCGUUCAUGGUGUCUGUGGGGAAGGAUGCCACCUUGAGCUGCCAGAUCAUUGGAAACCCCAUCCCAGUUGUGAGCUGGGAAAAGGAUAAGCUUCCAGUCCAGUCUGGGGGAAGGUUUAAAACCACAGAAGAUGGGGAUCUCUAUCGGCUAACAAUCUACGAUCUGAGCCUGGAGGACAGUGGCCAAUACAUCUGCCGGGCCAAGAACACCAUCGGCGAAGCUUUUGCAGCUGUCAGCAUCAAGGUUGGAGAGGAGACCACAGUAACGGAGUCAGCCCCAUACUUCAUCCAGAAACCCUCCUCCAUCAAAGUAACAUUGGGAGAAGAUGCCAUGUUCAAAUGCAAAGUCCAGGGCAGCCCUCCCCUCUCGGUGAACUGGGAGAAGGAUGGGAGACACCUGCGGAACCGGACUGAUGCCGGACGCUUCCAUAUCGAGUCUGCUGGGGAGUCAAACGCUCUCACCAUCCAGUGUGCCCGGCUGGGGGACAGCGGCACCUACACCUGCCGGGCGGAGAAUCCCAUCGGCUCUGCCAGCGCUUCAGCUGCGCUGGUGGUGGAAACGCAGGGCUCUUCCAACCCGGGCAGCAGCAGCCAUUUCGAUACCAGCUGCGGCAAGACGGCAUCCUUGUUGUCUCACUUGCAAAGGAGGCGGGAGGAGAUCAGGAAGACAGACAUCUCCCAUGGGGCUCUUGAUUCAACAUCUGCCCAGUCUUACUCCAUGGCAGAAGGGUUGUCCGGCAUCAGCUACAGCCUCUCCCGGGAUUAUGAGAGAGCGGCUGGACUUACCACCAAAGGGGCCCGCAACGCGACUUUCGGGGCGUUGACACGCACGUGCAGCGUGACGGAGGGGAAGCAUGCCAAGCUGAGUUGCUACGUGACGGGUGAGCCCAAGCCAGAGAUUGUGUGGAAGAAGGACGACGAGGUCAUUUUGGAAGGGCGGCGGCAUGUCAUCUAUGAGGAUGAUCAGGAGAACUUUGUGCUGAAGAUCCUCUUCUGCAAGCAGAUAGACAACGGGCUGUACACCUGCACGGCCUCCAACCUGGCAGGCCAGACGUACAGCUCCGUGCUCGUCACCGUCAAAGAACCGUCAAUACCCUUCAAGGAAAAACUGAAGGAUCUUGAAGUGAGGGAGAAGGAAUCUGCCACCUUCCAAUGUGAAGUGCCUGUUCCUAGUACAGAGACAGCUUGGUACAAGGAGGAAACCAAGCUCCGGCAGAGCAAGAAAUACAACAUCGAAGAAGAGGGCACGUAUCGCCGGCUCACUGUCCAGAACGUCACCACAGAUGAUGAUGCUGUCUAUAUCUGUGAGAUGAAAGAAGGGAGCAGGACCAUCGCGGAGUUGUCUGUCCAAGGGAACAUCAUUAAAAAACUUCCACGAAAGACUGCGGUGUUCACAAACGAUACAGCCAUCUUCUGUGUGGAGCUGGACAAUGAAUGCCAGAACAUCCGAUGGCUGAAAAAUAAACAAGAAGUGAAACCCAGUGAUCGAAUCUCCAUCACGUGCUCCGGCAAGCAACAUACCAUGAUCAUCCGAGAGUGUAAGAUGGAAGAUGCUGGUGAGAUUGCCUUCCUGGCUGAUGAAAGCAGGACGUCUACCCAGUUCACUGUGACCACUCCCAAAAAACCUCCCACCCAACCCCCAGCUGACCCUGUGGUGAAAAAUAAAACAGAAACCUCAGUGACGCUGGCAUGGUCCCCUCCGAAGAUGGACCGCCCCAUUCCAAUCGAUGGCUACGUUGUGGAACGCAAGAAACUAACUGGCUUUGCCUGGGUGAGGUGCCAUGAGUCUCAUGUCCCUGUCCCAGAGUUCACGGUGAGCAACCUGUCGGAAGAGGCUGACUAUCAGUUCAGAGUGUCUGCAGUCAACGCCUACGGACAGAGCCCCUACCUGGAGUUCCCAGGGAGCGUGCACCUUGAACCAGUCCCAGCUGUGAAAACCCCCCUGACAACUGUUGAAGCUGUACCUGGAGGGGAUGCUCUGUUUACCAUUGACCUCACGACGACAUGUUCCGGCACUUGGUACCUUAAUGGUAAAGUCUUACAGGAAAGUGAGACCUACAUCAUUAAGAGAACCCAAACUACUCAUACCCUAAUCAUAAAGAAUGUCACCAAGAACGACGAUGGAGCAGAAGUGAAAUUUGUUGCCAAUAAUGUUGACACCAGCACCAAGAUGAGAGUGAAAGGUGCCGCAGUGAGAUUUACCAACAAGAGCAGAGAUAUAGAAAAGGUCUCUGCUCGGCUGCGGGAGGAGGCCAAACUUCAGGCUGAGCUUUCGGACACAGAGGCUACGGUGAAGUGGAUGAAGGAUGGGAAAGAGCUCAAGGCCGGUGAAAAAUACGAGCUUCAAACUGUGGGGAAGAGGCACAUCCUGAAAAUUCGCAACACUGCAGCAGAGGAUGCUGGAGUUUAUGAGUGCAUUUGUGAAGGGGAUAAAAUACUCUAUCAGCUUUCAGUGAAAGCACUUGCAAACUUCACAAACAAAGAGAAAACUGGAGGAGUUAUCAGGGCCGUCUCUGGAAAACAGGCUGAAUUUGUUUCUGAGACCUCUGAGGCCAACAUCAUGGUUAAGUGGUACAAAGAUGGCAAAGAAAUCACAGCCAGCAAGAAAUUCACCAUGGAAGAUAAAGGAAAACUGCAUAAGCUUGUGGCUUCAGCUGUGACAAAAGAAGAUGAAGGAACAUACACAUGCAAAAUUGGAGAUGACACUCUUAUUUUUGAUUUAAAAGUCUCAGAUGAAGCUGUUAAUUUUGUCAACAAGCCCAAAACAACUCCAGAAAUAUCAGUCAGUCCUUCUGAAAACCUUGAGCUGGUGUGUGAGGUGUCAGCUGCCAGCGGAGCCGUGGUAUGGAAGAAGGAUCAAACUGAGGUGAAGCAGGACCAGAGGACAACAGUCAUCUCCCAGGGGACACACCGCAAGCUCAUCAUCAAGAAGGUGACACAGCAAGACCAAGGGAGCUAUACCUGUGAAACAAAGGAUGACAGAACAACAUUCCAAGUCAAAGUCAGAGAGACAGAAGACGUGUUUACAAACAAGGACAAGGUACAAAAGGAGGUGAAGGCUGUACUGACACAAAACGCCACGCUGAGCUGCGAGGUGGCCCAGGAGAAGACCGAUGUGAAAUGGUACAAGGAGGGGAAAGUGAUCACCUCGAGCAAGAAGUUCAAGGUGGAGUCGGAGGGCAAAUCGCGUCGUCUGGUGGUGGGUCAGGUGGAGAAGAGAGAUGCUGGGGAGUACACCUGCGAGGCUGCUGGCCAGAAACUGACCUUCAAGCUUGUCGUCACAGAGGCAGAGGAUGCAUUUGUUUACAACAAGGAGAAGGUGCAGAAAGAGGUGAAAGCUGCACUAUCGGAAAACGCCACGCUGAGCUGCGAGGUGGCCCAGGAGAAGACCGAUGUGAAAUGGUACAAGGAGGGGAAAGUGAUCACCUCGAGCAAGAAGUUCAAGGUGGAGUCGGAGGGCAAAUCGCGUCGUCUGGUGGUGGGUCAGGUGGAGAAGAGAGAUGCUGGGGAGUACACCUGCGAGGCUGCUGGCCAGAAACUGACCUUCAAGCUUGACGUCACAGAAGCAGAGGAUGCAUUUAUCAACAAGGAGAAGGUGCAGAAAGAGGUGAAAGCUGCACUCUCAGAAAACGCCACGCUGAGCUGCGAGGUGGCCCAGGAGAAGACCGAUGUGAAAUGGUACAAGGAGGGGAAACUGAUCACCUCGAGUAAGAAGUUCAAGGUGGAGUCGGAGGGCAAAUCGCGUCGUCUGGUGGUGGGUCAGGUGGAGAAGAAAGAUGCUGGGGAGUACACCUGCGAGGCUGCUGGCCAGAAACUGACCUUCAAGAUCGAUGUCACGGAGGCAGAAGAUGCUUUCAUCAACAAGCAGAAGGUGCAGAAAGAGGUGAAAGCUGCACUCUCAGAAAACGCCACGCUGAGCUGCGAGGUGGCCCAGGAGAAGACCGAUGUGAAAUGGUACAAGGAGGGGAAAGUGAUCACCUCGAGCAAGAAGUUCAAGGUGGAGUCGGAGGGCAAAUCGCGUCGUCUGGUGGUGGGUCAGGUGGAGAAGAGAGAUGCUGGGGAGUACACCUGCGAGGCUGCUGGCCAGAAACUGACCUUCAAGCUUGUCGUCACAGAGCCAGAAGUUGUGUUUACAAACAAGGAGAAGGUGCAGAAAGAGGUGAAAGCUGCACUCUCAGAAAACGCCACGCUGAGCUGCGAGGUGGCCCAGGAGAAGACCGAUGUGAAAUGGUACAAGGAGGGGAAAGUGAUCACCUCGAGCAAGAAGUUCAAGGUGGAGUCGGAGGGCAAAUCGCGUCGUCUGGUGGUGGGUCAGGUGGAGAAGAGAGAUGCUGGGGAGUACACCUGCGAGGCUGCUGGCCAGAAACUGACCUUCAAGCUUGUCAUCACAGAGCCAAAACCUGCAUUUAUAAACCAGGAAAACGUCCAGAAGGAGGUGAAUGCUGUCCUGACAGAAAGUGCCACCCUCAGCUGUGAGGUAGCACAGGACGCAACCGAAGUGAAAUGGUUCAAGGAUGGAAGACUGCUCAUUUCCUCUAGAAAAUUCAGAACAGAAACUGUGGGCAAAACCCGGCGCCUGGUUAUAGAGCAGCUGGAGAAGAAAGAUGCUGGAGAAUACAUCUGUGAGGCUGCAGGCCAGAAACUGACCUUCAAGUUGGAAGCAGCUGAACCAGAGGCUAAAUUUGAAAAUAAAGUUGUCCAGAAAGAACCUCUCAUUGUUCAAGAACAUGAAAGCAUCACACUGACUACUUCAGUAACGCUUGAAACUGCUGCAGUAAAGUGGUUCAAGGAUGGAACAGAAAUCAAGGCGAGCAAGAAAUAUGAGAUCAAGAGUGAGGGGGCGUCCAGGACCCUGACGGUGAACCUGGCUGAGAGCAAAGACACUGCCGUGUACACUUGCCAAACAAAGAGUGACAAGCAGGAAUUCAAAGUACAGGUGAAAGAAAUCCCAGUGAAGUUUGUCAAAAAACUUGAAGCUGUUAAUGCUGAGAUUGGAGGUAGCGUCUCUUUGACCUGUGACGUGAGCCAUGCUAAAGGGAAGGUGGUGUGGCGCAGGAACGGAGUUCAGAUCAAGCCCAGCAAGCGUUUCCAGAUUCGUGAGGAAGGGGUCAAGCGAACACUGACAAUAACGGGGAUCCGGGCUGAGGAUGAGGGAGAGUACUCCUGCGAGUCCAGAGAUGACAAGAGCAGCAUUACCAUCACCCCCAAAGCUCCCAGAGUGGUGAAAUUCGUUACGAGUCUCAACAGCGUGGUCUCUGAGGAAGGAAAAGAGGCUGUGUUCAAGUGCACCGUCUCUCCCAGUGAUGCCGUGGUCACUUGGCUCAGGAAUGGUGUCAAGAUUGAAGCCAGCAAGAAGUACGUGAUCUCCCAGAAGGACACCAACCACAGCCUCACCAUCACUGAUCUGACGCUGGAAGAUGCAGCUGAAAUCUCCGCCCAUGCUGAGGGCGUAGAAAGCACAGCCAAUCUCAGAGUCCGAGAGGCCUCAAUCUCAUUCAAGAAGAAACUGGAGCCCAGAACAGCUGAAGAGAGGGACACAGUGACCUUGGAGGUAGAGCUGACCAAGCCUGCAGAGGUGAAGUGGAUGAGGAACAGCGUCGUAUUGAAGCCCAGUGAAAAAAUAGAGAUCAAAGCUGAGGGAACAAAGCACACCUUGGUCGUUAAGGACAUCUCCUUUGCAGACAGGGGCUUCUACUGCUGUGAGAGUCCUGAUGACAAGACCCAAGCCAAGAUCAAUGUGGAAAUGAGGCAGAUCAAGCUGGUGAAAGGUCUUCAGCCCCUUGAAGUCUCUGAGAAAGGGACCGUCACCUUCGAGGUGGAGGUGUCGCAUGAGGACGUGGAAGGGACCUGGCAGAAGGAUGGCGUUCGGCUGAAGCCUUCACCAAACAUCAGUAUUGGCGUCCUGGGGAAGAAACAUUCACUGACUCUUUCUUCGGUGACUCUUGAAGAUGCAGGACUCAUCUCCUUCAAAGCAGAUGGCAUUCAUUCGUCAGGGAGGCUCACUGUGACAGAAUUGCCUGUGAGAAUCAGCAAACCUUUGGCAGAUGUCAGUGUAACUCAGAAGGACAAGGUCACAUUCGAGUGUGAGCUGUCCAGGCCCAACGUGGAUGUUAAGUGGUUCAAGGAUGGGAAGGAGCUCCAGCAAAGUAAAAAGGUGGGGAUUAUUUCCCAGGGAAAUAAGAGAAGCCUCAUUAUUCACAAGUGUGAAUAUGAAGACCAGGGAACCUAUACAUGUGAAGCAGCUGAAGACAAGACGUCAGCUACCCUAAAGGUUCAUGCCCGAGAUAUCAAUAUUGUUAAACCACUGGAAGAUGUGGAAGUGAAUGAAUACGAGAGCGCGUCUUUCGUCUGUGAGAUUUCACAUGAUGAGGUCCAAACCCAAUGGUACAAAAAUGACAACAAGCUGAAGGCUGCCGACAAUAUUAGAAUGCGUCAAGAUGGAAAGACCUAUUCGCUGACUUACACGCGCGUCCAAGUUGAAGAUGCAGCAGAGAUCAAAUUUGUAGCAGAAAAGGCAGAAUCUCGUGCCCAGCUUACUGUAAAAGAGCUGCCUGUAAAAAUUGUGAAGCCUUUGCGAGAUAAGAUUGCUCUUGAAAAACACCGGGGAUUCCUGGAGUGCCAGGUGUCUCGUGGCAGUGCCAAAGUUAAAUGGUAUAAAAAGGACGUUGAAAUUCACCCUAGUGACAAAUACGAAAUUGUGAGCGAAGGUGUUUAUCGGAAACUCAUCAUCAACGAUGCAGAUUAUGAAGAUGAGGACACGUACACUUGUGAUGCCUUUGAUGACAAAAGCAGCGCUAAUUUCUUUGUUGAAGAGCAAUCCAUUAAUAUCGUAAAGGAGUUGUGUGAUGAGGAUGUGACUGAGCCUGAAGAAGCCAAGUUUGAAUGCGAGAUAUCCAUUCCAUCCGUGAAACCCCCCAAAUGGUCUCUACGCGGAGAAGUCUUACAGGCUGGCAGAAACAUUAUCAUGCAGCAAGAAGGCACGAUCCACCGUCUGACAAUACUGAAAACCAGUGCUGAUAUGACAGGCACCAUUCAGUUCUCCAUUGGCAAAUCAAAAUCUACAGCAAACCUGCUUGUCAGAGAUUACCACAUACAGAUCACCAGGAAGAUGGAGGACAAGACAGCUCUGGAGCGCCAUUCAGUCAUCCUGUCCUGCGACUUCAGGCCUUCUCCAAAGGUUGUGAAGUGGUUCAAAGGCCACACACCCAUCGAGCCCUCUGAGAAGUACAAAAUCAAGAGGGAGCAGCAUUCGGCAGAGCUCAAGAUUUUGAAGGUGAAGCCCGAAGAUGCUGGCGUGUACAAGUGCAGGGCUGGAAAUGCCGAGACCGAAGCCACGCUGACUGUUGAAGCCCGCAAUGUAGAAGUACUCAAACACCUGCAGGAUGUGGAAAUUGAAGAAGAGAGUUCUGCUGUCUUCUCCUGUGAGCUGUCUCACGACGACGAGGAUGUGGAAUGGUUCCUCAACGGCACCCUCCUUUACACCAACAAUUUCAAUGACAUCAGGAACGUUGGCAAUUGCUACACGCUGACGAUGAAGCAGGUCAAGCCUGAGGAUGCUGGCACAGUGACAAUGAAGUCAGACAAGGUGUCAGAGACCGUGCGUCUGAAGGUGAUAGAGAAGCCUGCUGUCUUCAUGAAGUCCUUGGACGAUGUUUUUGGUGAGGAGCGAGGUGCGAUUAAACUGGAAUGUGAAGUCUCCAAAGAGAAGGUCAAACCUGUUUGGAAAAAGGAUGGUGUGAAGCUCACUUCUGGUAACAAGUAUGAGCAGAUACAGUCUGGGAAGACCCUGUGCCUCCUUAUCCAUGACCUUGAAAAGACAGAUGCAGGUUUAUACACAUGUGAUAUUGGCACUGAUGUUGCCAAGUCAAAGGUCAGCGUUCAGGAACUGAACAUUGGCAUCACCAAACGGCUGAAGAACACUGAAAUCCAGGAGGGAGAAGAUUGCACUUUUGAGUGUAUUUUGUCCCAUGAAAGCAUUGACGACUUCAACUGGACGCUGAACGGGAGCAAAGUGGAAAGCGGUGGGCGAUUUAAAGCCUCUAACAUGGGUCGGAAAUAUAUGCUCAAUAUCAAAAGCGUGAUUCCUGAAGAUGCUGGGGAAGUCAUUUUCACCGCCCGUGGUCUAACCUCCAAGGCUUCUCUGAUUGUGAAAGAAAAACCUACUGAGGUUACAAAACCGCUGGAGGAUAAAACAUCAGCAGUGGGGCAGGACAUCAGCCUGAGCUGUGAAUUGUCGAAACCUGAUGUGAGCAUCAGGUGGUACAAGGAUGGCAAAGCGAUCCGAAAAAGCCAGAAAUAUGACUUGCACCAGGAGGGAACGCGGGCCAUUCUGAUCAUCCAUGACUCCACGGUCAAGGACAGUGGGGAGUACACCUGUGAGACAGAAGUCUCUAAAACGAAAGCCAGGAUCACAGUGCAAGAAAAACCUAAUUAUUUUGUCAAGGAACUUUCAGAUCUGAAAAUUGAUGAAAGUGGAACUGCAGUUUUUAUGUGCCAGAGUGAGAAAGCUGCAUCCUCUGUGGUCUGGAGGAAAGGCAUAGCUGAACUCAAGGCUAGCAAGAAAUACGAGAUCACACAGAAAGGACAAGUCCUGCAGCUGACCAUAAAUAACUUGGAGAAAAGUGACAGUGACACUUACACCUGCGACAUUGGUGACGCCCAGUCCAGAGCCAAGCUAGUCGUGCAAGGCCAGAAAGUGCUAAUAACAGAAGACCUGGAAGAUGUCACUGUGUUAGAAGGAGAAUCUGCCAUGUUCAAAUGCAGAAUAUCUCCUGUAGACUGUAGCAAAGUGCAGUGGUUUUUGGAUAAAACCCCACUCCAUACCAAUGAACUUAAUGAGAUCCAGUCUCAGCCUGGUGGAUAUCACUUGCUAACGUUGAAAAAACUCUCACUGAAGGACUCGGGGGUCAUUACAUUUGAAGCUGGUGAUAAGAAAACCUCUGCCAGUUUGAUUGUUAAAGAGAAGCCCUGCAUCUUCACAAAGGAGCUGGUUGAUACUGAAGUCACUGCAGGAGAGGAUGUGAUCCUUCACUGUGAAACCUCCAAAUCAGACAGCCCUGUAAAGUGGUGCAAAGACGGGAAGAGCCUUAGGAAUUCUUCCAAGUAUAACAUCAGCCGGUCGGGAUUUGAAGCCAAGCUUGUCAUUCACAGGGCAGAAGAAAGAGACAGUGGCAGAUAUGAGUGUGAGGCUGGAGCAGCUAAAAGUAGCGCGGUUAUUACUGUCAAGGAAAUAGCAGUUCUUUUCAAGCAAGAGCUCCAAAAUGAAGAAGCUAAAGAAGGAAAACAAGUCAAGCUGACCUGUGAGCUCAGCAAACCUGAUACCCCGGUGAAAUGGAUGAAAGGAGACACUGUUCUCUAUGCCAGCGAGAAGUAUGAAUUUAAGCAGCGUGGUACUGUGGCGGAGCUCAUUAUUCGAGAUGUCAAAUCAAUAGACUCUGGGGAAUAUACCUGCAGCACUGGGGAACUGAAGACCACUGCUCGGGUGAAAGUAAACGCUGUGCCUGUCCUUUUCAAACAAGCCCUGGAGAACACGGAAAUGGAAGAGGGGAAAUCUGUCUCCUUGCGCUGCGAACUCACAAAAGCUGAUGCCACCGUGGUGUGGAAGAAGGGAGAAGCCACGCUCCAGGCAAGUGCCAAAUAUGAAAUGAAGCAGAAGGGGACAGUGGCAGAGCUGGUGAUUCAUAAUGCAGAGCCAGAAGAUGCGGGAAGAUACAUCUGUGACACUGGAGACCAGCAGACCACAGCCCAAGUCAAAAUCCAUGCCAUCUCUGUGCUCAUCAAAGAAGAGCUGAAGAGCGUGGAAGCUGUGGAAGGUGGGACCGCCACCCUGCGAUGCCAGCUGAGCAGAGAGGCCCCCGUGGAGUGGAGGAAGGGGCACGCUCUUCUCCGGCCGAGUAACAAGUACAGGAUGAGACAGGAGGGCACGGUGGCUGAGCUGCUGAUCCACGAUCUGGACCCAAAGGAUGCUGGAGACUAUACAUGUGUGGUGGGGAACCAAAAAAGCACAGCAGCCUUGUCAGUGAAUGCCCUGCCAGUCCGUUUCAAAAAAGAGCUGAAGAACGAGGAAGCCACCGAGAGCGGGACGGCCACGCUGCAGUGCGAGCUGAGCCAGGCGGUGGGCUCGGUCGAGUGGAGGAAGGAUGGGAAGGUGCUGAUGCCAAACGGCAAAUACAAAAUGAGACGGGAAGGGCGUUUUGUUGAGCUGGUUAUCCAAGACCUAGACUUGAUGGAUGCUGGGAGCUAUACCUGCGUGUGUGGAGACCAGAAGACAACAGCUGCCUUGAGAGUGAAUGCCUUGCCUAUCCUCUUCCAAGAAGAAAUGUUGAACAAGGAAGCUACGGAGGGGGAGGCGGUCACUUUGCACUGUAAACUGAGCAAAUCGGCCCCGGUCGAGUGGAGAAAGGGGAAUGUGGUCCUCAAGCCAAGUGAAAAAUACAAAAUAGAGCAGGAAGGUCCCUUUGCGGAGCUGAUGAUCCGGGAUUUGGAUUUGGCAGACGCUGGCGACUACAGCUGUGUGUGUGGAGAUCAACAGACUACAGCUGCUUUGACAGUAAAUGUCCUGCCUGCUCUUUUCACCAAAGAACUGACAGAUGAAGAAGCCACAGAGGGUAAAAGUGUCUCUCUGCACUGUGAGCUGAACAAGGCUGCUGCUAAUGUGGAGUGGAAGAAGGGCUUCAAAACCCUCAAAGCAAGUGACAAGUAUAAAAUGAAACAUGAAGGUGUCGUUGCUGAGCUUAUAAUCCAAAAUCUAGACACGACGGAUGCUGGAAAUUACUCCUGUGUGUGCGGAGACCGGCAGACUAUGGCAGUUUUAACAGUGCAUGCUUUGCCUGCGUUUUUCAAAGAAGGAUUGAAGAACAGAGAAGCCACAGAUGGUGCAACAGCCACUUUGCACUGCGAGCUGAGCAAGGUCGGUGUCCCAGUGGAGUGGAAGAAAGGGGACAAGACACUCAAACCGAGUGAUAAGUAUAGGAUGAGACAAGAAGAUACCGCUGCAGAGCUGUUGAUCCGAGAUCUGGAGGUAGAAGAUACAGGAGAAUAUACCUGUGUGUGUGGAGAUCAGAAGACCUCAGCUGUCUUGACAGUCCAUGCUUUGCCUGCACUGUUCAAAAAAGAACUUGUCAGUAUGGAAGCCACAGAAAACGGCACAGCUGUUCUGCAGUGUGAGCUAACUAAACCCACUCCGGUGGAGUGGAGAAAAGGGCAAAAGGUGCUGAAGCCUAGUGAGAAGUACAAAAUGAGACUGAAGGAUACCAUUGCUGAGCUGACAGUCCAUAGCCUGGAGGAGCAAGAUGCGGGAGAUUACACAUGCGUGUGCGGAGACAAGAUGACUACUGCAUCCCUGACAGUGCAUGCCCUUCCUCUGCAUUUUAAAAAAGAGUUGAAGAACGUGGAAGCCACAGAAAAUGGCACGGCCACUUUCUGCUGCGAGCUGAACAAGCCAGCAGCUGCCGUGGAAUGGAGGAAAGGAGACAGAGCCCUGGAGCCAAAUGACAAGUUCACCAUGAGCUGCGAGGGCACAACUGCUGAGCUGGUGAUCCGUGAUUUAGAUCUGACGGAUGCGGGAGACUACACAUGCUGUUAUGGAGAUCAGAAAACCACUGCUGCGCUAACAGUGAAUGCCUUGCCUGCACACUUCAAGAAAGAGAUGAAGAAUGAAGAAGCCACAGAAGGUGGAACAGCCACGCUACAAUGUGAGCUAUCUAGGGCUGCCUCUGUGGAGUGGAAAAAGAAACACAAAGUGCUGAAAUUGAGUGAAAAAUAUACUAUGAGACAGGAAGGUACUACAGCACAACUGCUGAUCCAUGCUUUAGAAGUCAAGGAUGCUGGGGAGUACACCUGUGUGUGUGGAGAUGAGAAGACUACUGCGGCACUGACAGUGCAUGCCCUUCCUGCUCUCUUCAAAGAAGAGUUAAGAAAUGAGGAAGCCACGGAGGGUGAAGUAGUCACUCUGCGCUGUGAGCUGACCAAGACCGCUUCGGUGGAGUGGAAAAAAGGACACACAGUACUCAAACCUAGCGAGAAAUACAAAAUGAGGCAGAAGGAUGUCACUGCAGAACUGGUGAUCCAUAAUCUAAAUGAGAAUGAUGCUGGUGAUUAUACCUGUGUGUGUGGGGAUAAGCAGUCCACAGCUUCCUUAGCAGUACAUGCACUGCCUGCACGCAUCAAGGAAAGCCUGAAGGAUGAGGAGGUAACAGAAGGUCAAGCAGCCACCCUGAGCUGUGAGCUGACCAAGAUUGCUCAAGUAGAGUGGAGAAAGGGAAGCAGUUUGCUCAAAGUCAGCGACAAAUACAAAAUGAGACAGGAGGGCAUGGUCAUGAAGCUGCUUAUCCAUGACGUAGAAUUGCAAGAUGCUGGAGAAUACACUUGUGUGUGUGGAGAACAGGAGACAACAGCUGCCUUGAUAGUGCAUGCCCUGCCUGCACUUUUCAAAGAAGAACUGAAGGAUGUGCAAGCCAUGGAAAGCCAAACAGCCGCUCUGCGCUGUGAGCUGACCAAGGCUGCAGCUGUGUCAUGGAAGAAAGGAAACAAAAUACUCAGGGCAAGUGAAAAAUACAUCAUGCGGCAGGAUGAUGCCCUUGCUGAGCUGGAAAUUUAUGAUCUAGAGCUGCAGGAUGCAGGGGAUUACACCUGUGUGUGUGGAGACCAACACACCACGGCUUCUCUGACAGUGAAUGCCCUGCCAGUGCUUUUCAAGGAAGAACUGAAGAAUGAAGAAGUCCUAGAAGGAGCAUCAGUCUCUCUGCGUUGUGAAUUAACCAAAGCAGCUCCAGUGCAGUGGAAAAUAAGGUCCAAAGUGCUCAAAGCAAGUGACAAAUAUCAAAUGAGACAGCCUGGCACCAUUGCAGAGCUGGUCAUUCAUGACCUAGAAGUAAAAGAUGCUGGAGAUUACAUGUGUGUUUGUGGUGACCAGAAGACAACAGCAACCUUAACAGUUCAUGCUCUGCCACCGCUCUUCAAGGAAGAGCUAAAGAACAAGGAAGCAGAAGAAGGUGGAGAAGUCGCCCUGCACUGUGAGCUCACCAAGGCUGCUCCGGUGGAGUGGCGGAAGGAACAGAGGAUUCUCAAAGCGAGUGAGAAAUACAAAAUGAGGCAGGAAGGGACCAAGGCAGAGCUGGUGAUUCAUGAAAUAGCUGAGGAGGAUGCAGGAGACUACACCUGCGUGUGUGGAGAGCACCAGACUACAGCCGUCUUAACAGUACAGGCCGUGCCUCCGUUUUUCCAAGAAGAAAUGACCAGCAAGGAAGCAGUAGAAGGUGGAACGGCAACUUUGCACUGUGAGCUCAGCAAGGCAUCUGCCCAUGUUCAGUGGAAGAAGGGCCAUCAUGUCCUCACCUCGGACAACAAGUACAGCAUGAGACAGGAAGGCUGUGUUCUGGAGCUGGUAGUUCACGAUUUAGGCUUGAAUGAUACUGGAGAUUAUACCUGUGUGUGUGGAGACAAGACCACCACAGCUGCCUUAACAGUGCAUGCACUGCCUCCAGAAUUCAAACAAGACCUGAAGGACCUAGAAGCUGUAGAAAGUGGGACAGCUGCUCUGCACUGUGAGCUGACUAAACCUGCUGUGGUGGAGUGGAAGAAAGGGCAGGAGGUGCUCCAGGCAAGCAGCAAAUACAAAAUGAGUCAAGAUGGUACCGUUGCGAAGCUGACUAUCCAUGAGCUGGAUGUGGACGACACUGGAGAUUACACCUGCGUGUGUGGAGAUCAGCAGACAACUGCCAAUUUUAUAGCCCUACCAGCACUUUUUAAACAAGAGCUUCAGAACACCGAGGCAGAAGAAGGUGGUACAGCAACACUGAGGUGUGAGCUUACCAAACUCAAUGCUCCUGUAGAGUGGAGGAAAGGAGAUACUACUCUCUACCCUGGUUUGAAAUAUGAGAUGAAGCAUCAGGGCUCCACUGCUGAAUUGGUCAUUUAUGACUUAGAGCUGGAUGAUUCAGGAGAGUACACCUGCGACUCUGGACAUCAGCAGACAACAGCGGUGGUAACCGUACAUGCACUGCCUGUCACAUUUAAGCAACCCCUUCAAAAUAAGCAAUCAGAGGAAGGAAGUACAGCUACAUUGUGCUGUGAGCUUUCGAAACCCAAUGCUGCAGUGGAAUGGAAGAAAGGAGGAGUGGGGCUGCAGCCCAGCGAGAAGUAUGAAAUGAGGCAGAGGGAAUGCCGGGUAGAGCUCUUAAUACAUAAUCUCAGAUUAGAAGAUACAGGACAGUACAGCUGUGAUACUGGGGGUCAGGAAACCAAGGCAUCUUUAAAUGUGAAAGCUCUGCCAGUUCUUUUCAAAAAGGAGCUCAAGGACAAGGAGGUGGAAGAAGGAGCUGCAGUGAAAUUCCAGUGUGAACUGACAAAGGAUAAUGCAACAGUGGAGUGGAGGAAAGGCACCAUGGAGCUCUUCCCGUGCACCAAAUACGAAAUUAAAUUAAGUGGUCGCACAGCCGAACUUGUGAUUCAUAAUGUAGAACCAGAAGACGCCUCUGAUUACACAUGUAAUACAGGAGACCAGCAGAGCACAGCAGUCCUCAGAGUGAAUGCCAUCAAACCCCGGCUGAAGCAGCAGCUGAAGAAUGAAGAAGUGGAAGUGGGAGGAACGGCCAGGCUGUGCUGUGAGAUUUCCAUUAGCAAAGCAGAAGUGGAGUGGAGGAAAGAUGGAGUCGUCCUUCACUCAAGCUCCAAGUACGAAAUGUGGCAGGACGGCACCCUCCGCGAGCUGCGUGUUCACCGCCUGGAGCCUACCGAUGCUGGAGAGUAUUCCUGCAAGGCUGGAGAUGAGACGAGCUCUGCAAAACUGACCGUGAAAGAGCCUGACGUGACCAUUGUGAGUGGCCUAAAGGACAUGGAGGUGUUUGAGGGGGACGAUGUCACGUUUCGGUGCCAGGUUUCUCAUGAGAAUGCAAGGGACGUUGAAUGGAAGCUACAGGAUGUUGCUCUGCAAAAUAAUGAAAUGAAUGAGAUCUCAGUGGAAAAAGGAAAGAUUCACACCCUGACAUUAAGGAAGGUGACCGAGCAGGACAUUGGCACCAUCGUUUUCCGAGUGGGACCCCACACGUCGACGGCGGAGCUCACAGUAAAAGUGCCACCUCCAGUCUUUAAGGAGAAAUUGCAGAGCACAGAACUGCAGGAAGAAGAAACAGCCAUCCUCCGCUGCGAGGUCUCCCAGCCUAAUGUUGCGGUGGAGUGGAAGAAGGGCACCCAGGUGAUUUCCCCGAGCUCCAAGUAUGAAAUCAGGCAGGAGGGAACAAGCCAUACCUUAAAGAUUUAUCAUGUAAAACCAGAAGACUCUGGCAAAUACACCUGUGAUAAUGGAAGCGAACAAACGACAGCCACUUUAACUGUUAAAGCUUUGCCAGUAAUCUUCACAAAACCACUCCAGAACCAGCAAGCUGAAGAAGGUGGCACCAUCACUUUGAGCUGUGAAAUCUCAAAAUCAAAUGCCGCUGUGCAGUGGAAGAAGGCCGGGACAGUGCUGCGACCAAGUGAUAAAUACAAGAUGCGCCAAGCUGGGUCCGUGGCUGAGCUGAUGAUUCGCAACCUGAGUGAAGCUGAUGCUGGGGAAUACAUGUGUGACACAGGGGACCGGCAAACCACUGCAGCUGUGCUCGUGAAAGAACCAGCAGCAACCAUAGUGGAGACGCUGAAGGACGUAACUUCGUAUGAAGGAGAAGACGCAGUGUUUGAAUGCAGGCUGUCCCGGGAAACAACUCAGGAUGCCCAGUGGUUCCUGGGGGAUGUUCCCCUUCAAUCCAAUGAAAUGAAUGAGAUCAGAGUCCAAGGGACGUGUCACACACUGAUCCUGAGGAAGGUGACGCUAGAAGACUGCGGGCCCAUCAGUUUCAAAGUCGGGCAGCAUAGCUCAGCAGCACAGCUAAUGGUCCAAGUUGCUCCGGUCACCUUUGUAAAGGCUCUCCACAGCUUGGAGCUGCAGGAGGGUGGCACAGCUCACUUGUCCUGUGAGGUGUCCAAGCCCGAUGUGCCAGUGGAAUGGAAGAAAGGCACGUCCGUGAUCUGCUCCAGCCAGAAGUGCAGCAUCAAGCAGGAGGGGAACGUGCACACGCUGGUCAUUCACGAUUUGAACCGUGCAGACUCAGGGGAGUAUAGCUGCCACGUAGCUGAUGAGAAGACCACUGCCAGAUUAGAGGUUAAAGCGCUGCCCGUGCUUUUCAAACACUGGCUGAAAAAUGAGGAGGUGGAGGAAGGGCGCACAGCCAUGCUGCACUGCGAGCUGACAAAACCCAAUGCACCCGUGGAGUGGAGGAAAGGAGAUACGGUGCUGCAGCCAAGUGACAAGUAUGAGAUCCGGCAAGAGGGGACACGUGUUGAGCUCUUCAUCUAUGAUGCUGAGGCUCAGGACGCUGGUGAUUAUACGUGCGACUCGGGGGAUCAGCAGACCACUGCAUCGCUCCAAGUCAAAGUACUACCCGUGCUGUUUAACGCAGAGCUGAAAAACGUAGAGUCUGAAGAAGGGGGAACAGCUGUCUUGCACUGUGAGAUCUCCAAGCCGGACGCCCCCGUUGAGUGGAGAAAAGGAGGGGUGGUCAUUCAGCCCAGUGACAAGUACGAGAUGAAGCUGAAAGGCAGCAUUGCUGAGCUGAUCAUCCACGGUGUAGAGCCUGAUGACUGUGGGGAUUAUACCUGUAGCACUGGAUACGAGAUCACCACAGGUUCUGUGUAUGUGCAAGAAGAAGCAGCAGUCAUAAUUUCUGGUUUAAAGAACACAGACGUCUUUGUGGGUGAGUCAGCCACAUUCACCUGCGAGCUCUCGCACCCGGGCGUGAAGAACGUGCAGUGGUGGCUCGAUGGAUCUCCCCUUCACAACAACUUUGUGACUGAAAUCUCUGAGCAGGACGGGAUGAUCCACACUUUAACGCUAAAUGACGUGGCGUGCCAUGACUCAGGCACUGUCACCUUCAGAGCUGGGUCCCUUAUAUCUUCAGCUAAAUUACUAGUCAAAGAUCCAACCAUUGAAGUGGUCAGUCCCAUGCAGGAUAUAACUGUUGAUGAAGAUGGCACAGCAGAGUUCAUAUGCCAAUAUUCUAGGCCAGUACACGCCAUAUGGAAGAAAAAUGAUCAGGAAAUACAUGCAGAUGGGCAUCGAGUGAUUAUCAAUCAGGACUGGAAUGUAAGCAUGCUAAAAAUUAAACCUACGGUACCAGAAGACACUGGCAUCUAUUCUUGUGAAGCUGAAGGCACUAAAGUGAUGGCUGCACUUGAUGUCCAAGCCAAGAACAGCAUUGUCCAGGGCUUGGAGAAUGUGGAAGCCGUGGAAGGAGGAGAAGCCCUGUUUGAAUGCUAUCUUUCCAAGCCCGAGUGCUGCAAUUACAACUGGCUGAUUGACGAUGAACCUGCCAAAACUACAGAAAACACUGAGAUGGUUUACUUUGAAAAUGGACGCAGGCAUCUUCUGCUGCUGAAGAACCUAACUCCCCGGGACAGCUGCAGGGUGACUUUUAUGUGCAGCGAUGCAGUGACCUCAGCCUUCCUGACGGUGAAAGGAUGGCGCCUACAGAUCUUGCAGCCUCUCACAGAUGUGGAAGUCUCUCCGGGGGAGAAAGCUACGUUUACCUGCGUUCUAAGUGAAGCUGUGCCAAUUGCUGAAGUUGCCUGGUAUAGUAAUGACAUAGAGAUCCAGUCGGAUGAGGACUGGGAGGUACAGGCAGAUGGAAACAAAUACAAACUUAUUCUGAAAAAAGCCCAACCGCAUCAUUCUGGAGAGGUGACCUUUGCUUCCAGGGAAGCAAUUACAUCAGCCAAGCUAUCAGUGAUAGCCCACCCCGAUCCACCUGAAGAACCAGAAGUUUUAAGUAAGAACAGCCACUCUGUAACUCUGUCUUGGUACAAGCCGUUGAGUGACGGCGGUUGUGACAUCCUAGGCUACAACGUUGAGAGGAAAAUCCCAGGUAUUGGCUGGCAGUCAUGCAGCAAGGGCAUUAUUCAAAACACAGAGUUUAUGGUGGACAAUCUCACUCCGGGUGAACCCUACAGAUUCCGCGUCUCAGCUAUAAACAAAGUUGGGGCCAGCGAGCCGGUGCACUUCCCUCAGAUGGUGCGGCUAGAGCCUCCAGUUACAGUCACCCAUCCUUUGGUGGGAGGAUCAGUCUCAGAAGGGGAGGUGGCACGCUUGGAGUGCAAAUUAUCAAGUGAAACCAAAGAGAGAGUGACAUGGUUCAAAGGAAAAGAACAAAUACAAGCUGGAGGGAGAUAUGAGAUCCUCUCUGAUGGAAAAAAGCAGAUACUCAUUAUUCAUGCAUUUAAACCUGAAGAUCAGGACACAUAUACCUGCAUGGUUUCUCCAGAAGUCAAAUCUGUUGCCAGCUUGUGUCUUGAAGUUCCCACAGUGACAAUGCUAAAAGAGAUUGCCAGGGAAGUACCCGCUGCAAGCCAACCAGAAGAGCUGGUGGAUGGCCAUGUCCAGCCCAGCUUGCCCCCUGAGGCUGCUCAGGAGGGAGACCUUCACCUCCUGUGGGAAGCCCUGGCCAAGAAACGCCGGAUGAGCCGGGAGCCCACCUUGGAUUCCAUCAGCGAGGUGCCUGAAGAGGACGAGAAGCUUCAGAAGUUGAGGAAGGAGGAAGCGGAGAUGUCUCACUAUUAUUCAGAGGAGUACUCCACGUGUGACGAGCUGGCUAGGACAGGAGAAGCAGAUUUCUCUUUCACAAGCUCAGAUGAUGAGUCGAGAGCUGGGACUCCUUCACUGGUGAACUACCUCAAGAAAGCUGGGAAGACAAGUGUCAGUGUAACUAGCAAGGUUCAGUCCACCUCCACAGGCAAAUUAUGGAAACAGUGGGAGAAAUCCAGUGUGGAGGCAGUUGUGGCUGCCCCAGCUGCUAAGCCAGCUGAACCAGAAAUACCAGAUUUAGAUGAUCCUUCCAUGAACAAGGCCGCUGUGAAGAUCCAGGCUGCUUUCAAAGGCUACAAAGUCAGGAAAGAGAUGAAGCAACAAGAGUGCCCAGUGUUUACUGAGACCUUCAAAGAUUUCUCUGGUGAGCCUGGAAGCACUCUCCACCUUGAGUGUGUGGCACACAGCAAAACUGACAUGAAAGUCCGUUGGCUGAAAGACGGGGAAGAGCUUUCAGAUGGUCGCUACUUUCACAUAGACAAUUACAGUGAUGGGACCUGCUCUUUGAUUAUCACUGGCCUGGAGAGGAAAGAUGCGGGUAAAUACACCUGUGAGGCAUCUAAUAAAUUUGGCAAGGUUUCACACAGUGCUAAGGUGGUUAUUGGCACUCAGGAACCUCAAGUUCUUUGUAAGGAGAAGCAGGUUAAACAAAGCACUGACAGUGAGACAGAGAGCUCAUCUGGCAGUGAGCUGGAUGAUGCUUUCCGUAAAGCAGGAAGGCGACUUCAUAGACUCUUCAGGACCAAGAUCUCAACAGAGAUCUCUGAUGUGGAGGAAGAGCUCUUUGUCAGUGCAGAUGAAGGGGACAUAGAGGUGGUCGACCAUCAGACGUAUCGUGAGGAUGACCAGUACAUCUACAUCAAGUUUGAAAUCUUGUCUGAGGCAAAAACUGCUGCCACUCGAUUCAGAGACAUGUUUGGUGCUCUGGGAAUUCCCGUGGAGAUUGACAUUUUGGAACAAGGCCCUAAAAAAAUUGAAUUGCGUAUUGGGAAAGCGACACCACCCACCCAUGAGAAGUUUGCACUCCCAGUAGUGAGACCUCCACCACCUUUGCUGACUUCUGAUACAGCUCCCAUGUUCAUGACGGAGCUCCAAAACCAAGAGGUACAAGAUGGAUAUCCAGUCAGCUUUGACUGCAUUGUCGUUGGCAAACCGCUCCCCACGGUUCGCUGGUUCAAGGACGGGAAAGCUAUUGAAGAAAACGAUCAUUACAUGAUCAACGAGGACCAGGAAGGGUGCCAUCAGCUGAUCAUCACAGCUGUGGUCCCCACUGACAUGGGUGUUUACCGUUGCCUCGCUGAAAACAACGUGGGAGUUGCUUCAACCAAGGCUGAGCUUCGAGUGGACUUGACCAGCACCGACUAUGAGACAGCAGCAGAUGCAACAGAGACAUCUUCUUACUACAGUGCCAAAGAAUAUAUUUCAAGCCGAGAACAGGAGGAAUCGACCACUGAGGAGGAACAAUUGCCCCAGAUCUUCGAUGAGCUUCAUGAUAUUCAUGUGGCACCUGGAGCAUCACUGGCUAAAUUUCACCUGAAGGUGAAAGGGUACCCGCAGCCUCGUCUCUAUUGGUUCAAAAACGGACAGCCGUUAAAGGCCUCGGAUCGCAUCCUGAAGACUGAUAAACAGGAAUUCCACUUGCUGGAAAUUCGCGACGUCACUAAGGCAGAUGCUGGCCAGUACUCAAUAUUUGUCAUCAACUCUGCUGGUUCUGCAUAUUCAUCGGCUAGGCUGGUAGUCAAAGAUCCUGAUGAGAAAGAAGAGCCGUCAGAAACAGAUUCCCAUGAGCAGCUGAUACCACCAAGGUUCCUAGAAAGAUUUACCAAUAAAAAGGUGAAAAAAGGUGCAAGCAUCACAUUAUCUGUAAAAGUUGAAGGACAUCCACCGCCAACUAUUACUUGGCUGAAAGAAGAGCCUCGGGAAGAUCUCCUGUGGAUCAAACCAGACACUCCUGGGUAUAAACUUGCCAGUUCAAAUAUGCAUCACAGUCUAAUCCUGUUGGAUGUUAAAAAGAAGUACAGUGGAGCUUAUACGUGCAUUGCUACCAACAAGGCUGGCCAGUCCAUCUGCACCGCCACCCUGGAAGUUGCAGAUGUGAAAGAGGCUGAAGUUCUGACCCAGGAGCGUGUGAUGGUGUCAGAAGCCAUCAUGACCACACUGGGAGCUAUUCAUCCCUCUGAAAUAAGAGAAGGAGACCUUGAAGCUGAUAGAGAAGGUGUACCCAAAAGCCCUGUUUCAUUAGCUGAUGUUGGCUCGGAAGAGUUCUUCCAGAAACUCACCUCGCGUAUCUCAGAAAUGGUAUCUGCAAAAAUAAGUCAGGCUACACUUCGAGUGCCAGGUGCAGAAAGUGAUGAUGAAUCAAAAACUCCCUCUGCAUCUCCUCGCCAUGGACGAUCCAGACCUUCAUCCAUUGCUCAGGAGUCCUCCUCCGAAUCUGAAGAUGGGGAUUCCAGAGGAGAGAUCUUUGACGUCUACAUGGUCACGGCUGACUAUGUGCCCGCUGCGCCUGACAGGGAGACCAUCACUUUGAAGGAAGGCCAAUAUGUGGAAGUCCUUGAUUCAGCUCAUCCUCUGAAAUGGCUGGUCAGGACUAAACCCACAAAAUCUAGCCCCUCUCGACAGGGUUGGGUAUCUCCAGCUUAUCUGGACAAGAAAUUAAAGUUGUCACCAGAAUGGGGAACAACAGAAGCUCCCGAGUUCCCUGGAGAGUUUGUUUCUGAAGAUGAAUAUAAAAGGAAGCUAAGUGUUCUUAUUCAAGAGCUGUUGACCUCAGAAGAGGAUUACGUUCAAGAUCUACAGUUUCUCCAGACUCAUCACCUUAAGUACACUGAGACCUGUCCCAAUGUCCCAGGAGCUGUCGCCAGCCAGAAAUCCACCAUCUUCAGAAAUAUUGAUGGCAUAGCUCGCUUCCAUUCCAGUGUCUUCCUCCGAGGCUUGCAGAAAUGUGACACUGAUGAUGACGUGGCCAUGUGCUUUAUCAAGCAUGAAGCAGAGUUUAAUAAGUACAUUCAGUACCUGGUGGGGAGAGUACAGGCUGAGUCGAUUGUUGUCAGCAAAGCUGUCCAGGAUUUCUACAAGAGAUACACAGAUGAAAUCUUAACUAAUGAAGUUCCUUCACAACCACUUAUCCCACCACUGCAGCACUACCUGGAAAAACCCAUAAACAGGAUCCAGCAGUACCAGACUAUCAUCAAGGAAUUAAUCCGAAACAAAGCAAGAAAUAGCCAAAACUGCACUUUGCUGGAGCAGGCUUAUGCCGUUGUGUCUGCACUCACCCGAAGAGCAGAAAACAACCUCCAUGUCUCACUCAUUGAGAAUUAUCCGGGGACCUUGGAAAGCCUUGGCGAACCCAUCCGACAGGGCCACUUCAUCGUGUGGGAAGGAGCUCCAGGAGCCAGAAUGGCAUGGAAAGGACACAAAAGACAUGUCUUCCUCUUCAAAAAUUAUCUUGUGAUUUGCAAACCAAAGCGAGACACAAAGACGGACACCUACAGUUACAUCUUCAAGAACAUCAUGAAGCUGAACAGCAUAGAUGUGAACGACCUUGUGGAAGGGGAUGACCGGGCGUUUGAGAUCUGGCACGAACGGGAAGACUUGGUCCGCAAGUACCUCCUUCAGGCACGUACAGUGAAUAUCAAGAACUCCUGGGUGAAGGAGAUCUGUGGCAUACAGCAGCGGAUCAGCGAGCCUGUCUGGAUACCUCCAGACUUUGAGGAAGAACUGGCAGAUUGUACAGCUGAGCUGGGAGAGACAGUCAAGCUGGCUUGCAAAGUUACGGGAGCUCCCAAGCCAUCCGUCAGCUGGUACAAAGAUGGAAAGCCUGUGGAGGUGGAUCCCCAUCACAUUAUAAUAGAAGAUCCCGACGGUUCCUGCACAUUGAUCUUGGACAACCUAACAGGUGUUGACUCAGGACAGUACAUGUGCUUUGCUUCCAGUCCUGCUGGAAGUGCCAGUACCUUAGGGAAGAUACUUGUUCAAGUGCCACCACGGUUUGUGAACAAAGUUAGAAAUGCUUAUUUUGUGGAGGGUGAAGAUGCUCAGUUUACCUGUACUAUCGAAGGAGAACCUAGGCCACAAAUCAGAUGGUACAAAGAUGGUCUACUGUUGAAAGACACAAGUAAAUACCAGACUUUCAGUGAACCACGGAGUGGCAUAAUAGUCCUGGUGGUCAAGAACCCGUCCAAUGAAGACAUGGGGCACUAUGAAUGUGAGCUGGUGAACAGAUUAGGGUCUGCAAAAAGUGGAGCGGAACUGUACCAUCACAGUGCUGCAGCCCUGACCCAGGAGAGGAGAGGAGACCAAGCCAUUACCAUAGAAGGAAUGACUUCCCCACAGUCAGAGAUGGAGACUUCUGUCCAGGCCUCGCUUCAGCGUGCUGAUAAGGAGAUCAAAACAGCUCUAAAGAAACUCGUGGACUCGGCGUCACUGCUGGUGACUCUUCCCCCGGGCAUGCGAGAAGGAGCCGGUGGCCUUUGCCUUCCUGGGUCCGUUCCUUCAGACCGCUCAGAAACAGCAGCCGGGCCCUCUGUGCUAGUUCAUGAAGCCAGUACCCAAACCCAGACUGCUGGAGGGCAUGACGAAGCACAAAAGCAGAUUCCAGCUGCUGAACCAAGUGUGCCAAAGCCCAGCCCUGGUCCUUCCCGUGAAGAGACGGCUGCUGGAGAUGAAAGCACUCAGGAGCGGACUGUUCCUAUUACCAGAACAUCACCAGCUGCCGGAGCAGGAGACUGGGACAGAAGAGAAGGAGAUGUGGUCUGGGAUGUACACAGUGAAGUUUAUAUUGAGACCACGGAAAGAACUUGUGUGUAUAAGACUGAGGAGAAGACCCCAACAAGUCCUCCCUAUAUGCAAGUGACAAUAGAGGAUGUGCAGGUGAAUUCGGGGGAGCGUGCCAAAUUUCAGGCAGUCAUUGAAGGAACCCCUCAGCCUACCGUUUUGUGGUUUAAGGGCACUUCGUUGCUGACAGACAGCAACAGGCUCCGUCAAGGGAAGGAAGGAACAACGUAUUUCUUAGUCAUGGACAAUGCUGUCCCAGAAGAUGGUGGUGUUUAUACCUGUGUUGCCAAAAAUGCAGGAGGGGAGGUUUUGUGCAAGGCAGAGCUUAUCAUACACGAAGCUAAGAAAGACCAAGCAGCAAAGAAAGUGGCCACCAGGAGAAAGCUCCAUUCCCUUUAUGAGGUUAAGCAGGAGAUUGGAAGGGGCUGCUUCAGCUUUGUGAAACGAGUUGUACACAAAGGGAACAGAGUGUCUUGUGCUGCCAAAUUCAUACCUCUACGAAGCAAAACGAAGGCUCGAGCGCAUCAAGAGAGGGAUAUUCUUGCCUCUCUGUCCCAUGACAGAAUUACCAGGCUCCUGGAUCAGUAUGAAACGCGAAAAACACUGAUUUUGAUUCUGGAGUUAUGCUCCAGCGAAGAGCUCCUUGACCGUUUAUUCAAGAAGAGCGUCGUCACUGAGGCAGAGGUCAAGUUGUACAUCAAGCAAAUUUUGGAAGGAAUCAAAUAUCUUCAUGACAACAACGUCCUUCAUUUGGACAUUAAGCCGCUGAAUAUCCUCAUGGUUUAUCCUGAAAGGGAAGACCUUAAGCUCUGUGACUUCGGAUUUGCUCAGAAGAUCACGCCCUUUGAGCCCCAGUUCAGCAAAUACGGGUCUCCGGAGUUUGUUGCCCCAGAAAUUGUUUCUCAGUCACCAGUGUCAAAAGCAACCGAUAUCUGGGCUGCUGGAGUCAUCACAUAUUUAAGCCUAACGUGCAAGUCUCCAUUUGCUGGGGAGAACGACAGAGGAACGCUUCUAAAUAUCCAGAACGGGGAAAUUUCAUGGACCACUCCUGAUUUUGUUCACUUGAGUGAAGAUGCAAAGGACUUUAUGAAAGGGAUCCUACAGCAGCACCCCGAAGCCAGGCCUAGUGCUUUGGACUGUCUUUCCCACAAGUGGUUCAUGCAUAAUCUCCCCCUCGAAGCAGCUCAUUUCAUCAAUACCAAGCAGCUCAAAUUCAUUGUGGCUCGGAGCAAGUGGCAGCGGUCUCUGAUGUGCUAUAAAUCCAUACUGGUAAUGCGAUCUAUCCCAGAAAUCCUAGAAAGGACUCACGACAACACCUCCCUGGCCAUCUCCCGACAUCUUAUUGAAGAAAGCACUUCAUCCAGUACCAGCGGCUCUUCUUCAGACAACGAGAACUCGCAUUUCCCCAAGAAGAGGCACUUUGGCUCUACGCCCGAACUGCACUUGUCCAUAUUUGAUGCACCAAGCCAACAGGAGCCUCCGAAACAUGCAAGUGAAGAGAAGCACUCUAAAACCUCAAUCCCUCCAGUAAAACCCAUGAGAAGGAAGUAUGCUUCAAUGAAAACUGAGGUGGGGCACAAAUCACCUACAGAAAGCAAAGAGCUCAUGGCAAGUAUCUUAAAGGAGAAAGAGGAGGGGCUCCACCCCAGACUUCGAGAUGAAAAAGCAGAGCAGUCCCAAAGAAGCGGUGCUGCUGAGCCUUCAUCAGUGAAGACUUCCACAGAAAGCACAUCGCAUCUAUGUCAGAAAGAAAAAACAGACAUAUCUGAUAAGGACAGAAUUGAAAAGGCUGGGGAUGGGACAGAAAAGCCACCUGUAUGUGUUCCUAGACAGAGUGUCAUUAAAAGCACUUUCUACAGCCAGGCAGCUGAGCUACCUGCAAGGGGGCCUUCCUCACCAGGCAGGGAGUUCAGAAGGCACCUGGACAGAGCCAGAAGGACUUUCCGGAAAGCUGGAUAUUCAAAGGUGCCCCUCAGUGGUCUCCGUGAACCCCUUCUAGAGCAGUUUGAACUGGAAGAAGAAGAAGGCAAGUCUGAUGAUGGAGAUGAUCACAGGGAGAGUCUGCUUGGUUCAUUGACCAAAUCAGCUUCGUUUGACACUGCAAGGAAACCACCACAUCCUGCCAUUGCCGGUGCUAGCCGAAGCCGUUCCCUGGAUGACUACAGGCUGAGAGCCUCAAGAUCAGUGAGGGAACAAGAUAUUUUGGAAGAAGACUGUGAUAUAUUGUCACAGGAAAGUUGCCCUGAAGGCAGUGACCACUGCGACAUUUCUGCGGGGCCUGGCAAGGGAUGUUCUGUAGAUGCUUCAAAGCAAGAGGACUUUAGGAGAGCCAGCAAGGAUUGUUCAGAAGAGCAGCCCCCUCCUUCCACACAAUGUGAGGGUAAUGGGUGUCCGGCUGUUUUUGUGCAACAGCUAGAGAGACUUCCAGCGUCACCUCAUGGGAGCGAGAAUAGGAAACAUUUACUGAAGAAGUCAAAAGCCACUUACAUUGAGGAGGAAGCUGAAGAUUUGGAAGGCAAAAGCCCCAUUCUAACUGCCCAGUGCUCAGAUGUAACUGCAUCAACAGCUCAAAAACACGAAAGCAUGGAGGGUAAAUCUUCCCCUGGCAGUGCCUCUGACACUGCUUUUCAGGAGGGCAAACAGUCCAUUUCAACUCUCUCACAGUCAGAGACCACCUCCAAGUCAGCCCCUACAAGUAAAGGAGGCGUGUAUCUGCCCCAGGAGUCUGCUCACAGUACUGACAUCCAUCCGGAUCUAAAAGGUGGAAGCUUGCUUAUCAAAAGGACAGCCCCAGUUCCACCUUGGAAAGACAAAAGGCAGAAACAUUCACAUGAGAAGUCUUCUGCUCAUGGUGUUGCCGAAUCUGAUUUCAUGGGGCCUGAAAGCUCUGCUGUUUUAACAGGCCCACAAACAGAAAUCGAUUCACUUCCAGUAGGUAAAGACAAAAGUCAGGAACUUCCUGGUCAAAGUGUUCCAGCAACUACUGUCUUGGUGGGCAAACAGCCAGGUACCCUAACUGCUCUGCACACAGCUGAUGAAGGUGCUCAUCAGAAGCUGAAGACCUAUAAAGAGGUGAGAUCUGCUGUCCUGGAGGAUGAAGGACCGGGUAUUAUAGGAAUCACUCCACCAUCAGCUCAUGAUGGUGAAAGCCAAGCGCACAAGAGGGUUCCUGUUCACGUCGACACAGCAUCUGCCAUCCGGAAGGGAGACCACCUCGUUGUUCCAAAAGUCGCACCACCAAAAUCAAUGUUGACUUCAGUCUCCGAUGCAGCACGGCAGGCUGAAAGGGAACGGCCAGCUCAUAGCAAGGAGAGGCUUGCUGCUCUGAGGAGUGAAAGCUCAGCUGUCGCAGAGAUUGUUCCCAGUUUGGCCCACGAAGCUGAAAUCAAGGGAGCUGAACCCCAGAAGGUUUCUGAAGGCAGUGGCACCGUGCCUGCUGUUCUGGAGAGCAGACACCCAGCUAGAACCGUGUCCUCCCAAAAUACUGGCCUCCCAUCGGUCUGUGAGAGUAAGAAGCAAGAACAUCCAAAGGCAUCACUUCACAGUGAGGUGAGAUCUGUUGUGACAGCAAGUGGAAGCCAAGCAACUGGACAGACUACGCCUGCUCCUUUCCCCAAGACUGGACGUCAGGUGUUUGAGCAGCACAGGGCUGCCUAUGCCAGUGGCAGAGUUUCUGCUGAUCUGGAGCGUGGGCCUCCAGGUGUCUUAACUGCUUCACAACCAGAAAUUGCUCCAUCUGCAGUCUAUGAGCUAGAAUAUGAGGAACAUCGAAAGGUUUAUGGUGAGGGUAGAGGCGUUGCCUUAGAAAGUGGAAGCUGUGGUACUGGAAAAACUGUCCCACCGUUGCUCCACAGGGAUCAAAGUCAGGAGCUCUCACAUCACAGGUCUUCUUUCUACAGUGAUGAGGAGUCUGCUGUGCUGGAGGGCUUAGUGGAUGAGAUGGUUUCCCUCUCUGAAGAGAUGAAUGUUUGGGCAGAGUCAGUUUCCGGUGAGGAGGAAUGCAGAAAGCACACCUCUCCUCCCACAGAGAUGUUCUCCAAAGACCCAGGUAACCAAGCACCCAAGGACACCUCCUUCCCUUCUGUACAAGGGGGUAAAAGAGGAGAAGUCUCUGAGCUGGAUGACCUUGCAGAACCUUAUCUUGUUGUGAGUGAGGAGACAGUGGUACUGGAAGGGAAGGGAGCACAGACGGUUCCUCAUGAAUGUGAGCAUCUGGAGGACUUAGCAUUUGAGAUCCGCGCUCCUAGCCAAGUGAGUGUUUCCUCAACAGAUAGCUUGGACACUGGAAAAAGACCCAGUCAAGUGUCAGUGAGCAAGGACACUGGUAAACACCCAGAAGUUUCUUUAGUAAAAAUCAAAGACCUGUCGGACGAAACACCCAGUCUUGGCAGUGGAACUCCAAAACUUGACAUAUCAGAGGUAGAGCCUGCCUACUUGAAUUUCUCUGAUUUGUAUGACAUUGUCUAUUUUCCAUUUGAAUUUAUGAACUAUAGGAAGCCUCCACCCAAACCAACUGGUAGACGGUUUAUACCUUUUGGCGAAAGGGCAAGGUCACCUCCUGCAGGACAUUUGCACAAGGAUAAAAGACUGUGCAUCAGAGAAGAGGCAGAGGACAAGAACAGGAAGAACCAUUUGGAAAUAUCUGAGGAUUCAAAGGCAACUAACUUAUUAGCCAUGGGGAAAGGGUCAGAGAGUCAUAAAGAAAUGUAUGGCCCCCAAAAGGACUCAAGUGGUAAGCAGAAAAGCUCCUCCUACAAGAAGACAGGACUCUUUAAGCCAUAUGUAAGGUCUCAUUCAGUGGAGCAGUCAGUGGAGCAGAGUCUGAAGAAGAAAGUAAAAGCUUCUGUUGCCCAUAUUUCAAGAAUCCUAAAAGGAAAGACAUCUCCUGAGCCAGAGGCAGAGGAAGAGUUUGGUGAGCUGGGAAGUGAGGCAGUAGAAAAAGAGCUGUUAACAGGGGCUGAAGGAUCUCUGAAGAGGAAAUCAGCACUCUCUUCAUUCAAGUUCUCAAGCCUCAUGCCAAAGGAGAAAGCACCUUCAUUCGUUGAGGAGCUCAUCGAUCAGGCUGCUGCCGUCGAACAGUGCGUGACGCUGUCGUGCCGGACAGCGGCUCACUCUUCCCUGCACAUCGACUGGUUCAGAGAUGGGAUACCUGUCCACAGCAGCAGCCGGAUCCUCAUCUCAGCCACGCUCAAAAACUUCCAGCUGUUAACUAUUCUCUCUGUUGGUGCUGACGAUUUUGGUAUUUACACCUGUGUGGCCACAAACUCCCUGGGCUCAGCAUCCACCUCUUGCAUCAUAAGAAAAGCAGAGGUUCCUCCCAGCCCUCCACCCCCUGACAUCGUGGAGGUCUACGAGGAUGGAGUGCAGGUGGUCUGGAAACCUGUGGAAACCAACACCCCCGUCCAUUACACUGUCCAGUGUAAGAGCGAAGAUGGGGAGUGGGUGACUCUUGCUUCUGACAUCGCUGACUGCUGCUACUAUGCCAAAAAUCUCUCCAAGGGGUUUAUCUACUGCUUCAGGAUAGCCUGCACCAGUAAAGCCGGAAUGGGCCCUUACAGCGACCCGUCUGCCAAAGUGGAAAUCACUGGGAAGGAUCAAAUAGAGCUUCGUGCUGCAAUGCAGAACUUCCCAUCAGCUGCUACUGAAGAAGAGAGCGAAAUAAUCGCACCAUCCGAGCCUUUCCCAACCUACCAGACCUACGCCUUCCAAAUGGAGAUCAAAAGGGGGCGUUUCAGCAUCGUCCGACAGUGCAGGGAAAAAGUAAGCGGCAAGACUUUAGCUGCUAAAAUUAUCCCUUACUGGCAAGAGGACAAGCAGACUGUGCUCCUCGAGUACCAAGUCCUGAGGAAGCUUCACCACACAAACAUAGCUCAGCUGAAGGGAGCCUACGUCAGCCCACGGCACUUAGUGUUGAUCCAGGAGAUGUGCGUGGGACCAGAGCUACUCCACUCUUUGGCAUUACGGACAUCGUACUCAGAAGUGGAGGUUCGAGAUUACCUGUGGCAGAUCCUCAGUGCCAUUGAGUAUCUCCACACACACAGCAUCCUGCACUUGGAUCUCAGAUCUGAAAACAUGAUCGUCACCGAGCCCAACCUGCUGAAACUCCUGGAUUUUGGCAAUGCACAGUUCUACACACAAGACAAAGUCAUUACCAUGGACAAGUGCACAGACUAUGUUGAAACCAUGGCUCCAGAACUGCUGACAGAGCAAGGAGCCCUCCCGCAGACUGAUAUAUGGUCCAUCGGGAUCACAGCCUUCAUCAUGUUGAGUGCCAACUACCCCGUCAGCUCUGACGUAGCCUGCGAGUUUCUGAGAACGACCAGGAAGGGGAAAGUGAAGCUCACGCGGUGCUACGCGGGUCUCUCCGGGGGAGCAGUGUCCUUUCUCCAGAGCACGCUGUGUGCAAAUCCCUGGGGAAGGCCGUCAGCCUCGGAGUGCCUUCAGAACCCAUGGCUCCAGGAGACAGGUUUGGACAACAGGCAGCAAGCACUGGUUACCUUCCCUACCACCAAACUGAGGAAUUUCCUCACCGAACGGGAAAAGAAAAGGGGCCUGCUGUGCUCCAAGUAUGGCCUCAUGAUUGCACAGUGACGUGGAUGUAACGACAGACAUGAAUUGUCUCCCUCUCCCCUUCUGUACUUAGUGUUUGGUACCAAAGAGUCCUGCCAAGUUGCUGUGCAUCAGCUGAGCUGGGGUAACUGCUCCCCGUGAAUGCGAUUUAGCAUAACUGAGCAAAUUAAUGCACAUUACGUGCAUUGCCACAAGGUAAGAACAGAAAUAUAGACCUAACAUGGCCCAGCUGACUAGCAGUAACUUGACAGUAUGUGUGUCACUUGGCUGCACGCUUCCUGGGAUAAGCAGGAGAGAUUUGCGUAGCCAUUUCUGAAUGGGACUAGCUACCAGCCCCAAGCAGCUUUGCAAAUCCUUCCCUGAGGCCAGAAAGACUCCAUGCGUGCAAAUGCUGGGCACUGACUUCUGCCCCUGGCCCCAGGACGUGAUAACCAGACGUGCUUUCAGAUGUUACUGCACUGCUCGUCCCACAGUGACCACCGCAGCAAGGUCUGAGUGACUGGUGGGUUUCUCACCUGCUUCCAAUCCGAAAGAAUUCAAUGACCAGUUAUGAUGGGAAAAAAAAAGUGAAGCACUUUUUUGGGGCUGAUGUUAGACAACAAUGUAUCUUCAGGCUUUGGAUGUAGAGAUCUAACUGGAUAAAGCCCUGAGCAGACCUGGCCUGAGUCGAUAGCUGACCCCGCUUUGAGCAGAAGGUUGGUCUACAGACCUCCUGAGCUCCUUCCCAACCUGACUUGUCCUGUGAUCCCACGUCUUUGCCAAGUGCCAGACACAAGGCUGGAGUGGUGGGACUCUGCUAGCAUCCAUCAGCAGCCAGGCUCAGCACGUCGCUUACCUGGCCAAGUUCUCCACCAUCCCCAUGGGGCCUGACCUGAGAUUAAACACGGGGCUAGAGGAGAGCUCUUCUAGCUCUGGAGCAACAAAAGCCUGCAGAGGGAGGAGGUAUAUGUGUUACGUGUGUGACAGUGGUACCACCAAGGAGAUUUUUAACCAGGGCUUUUCAUACUCUGUGAGGAAACUCACAAGAAACAAGAAGAGCCAGUCUCCGUGAAAGCAGCCUUGUAGCUCAACCCUGUAGCACGAGGUGUGUACAGGGAGGGCAACAGCAAUGGGGCUUUCCAGUAACUGAUAAGUUGCACAUCUUCCUCAUCCCACUCCUGCAAGAGGUCAUAGCUUGAACAGAGCUACUGUUCCCCCUGGGGCCCAAGCUGACACUCCAUAUGCUGCUCCACCUGGGUGGCCCGGCUCCUGAUCUCUUAGAGCCCAGCCUGCUGCUCAAUGAGCUGUGUGGCUCCAUGGAAGUUCACCAGCUCUCCAUGGGCACCUGCGCUGUCGUGUCUGCAGAGCUGGCCGAGCUCCUCAAAGGUUUCAAGGUUUGAAAACACCACAGAACUUGUUUUUUGGAGCACGUAUUUGAAGUCUCCUGUCAGACCUAAAUGACAGACUCACCCAUCACAUAGGAUCUUACAGUAACCCCUCACCUGCCUGACUGCAUCUGCAUCAAUUCUCUUAAAAAUGUGUUAAAAACCAAACAAAUAGAAACAACUCUUGGAGAAACCAAGCUGUGACUUGGUGUAUGGGCACCUCUGGGAAAGAUGUCCCCCGUGGCCAGGAUGCCGGCACAUGGAGCAUUUAGUUGUAUGGCUUUCCUCGCAAGCGGGGCUAAAACGGGCUUGUGCAGAAAGCCUUUUCUGAGCACAUCUAAGGCUGUCAGGCAGUGGUGUGAGCGGUUCAUUGCAGCCUUGCUUUGCUCCCCAUCAAAAAUGCUCCCCCAUCUUUCCUGGCUUCAUUGCGUGUGGAUCACUGCAUCCUGCCUGCCACAGGGUAUUUCGGCAUACGCCGUCACUUGCUGGGAAUAACUUGGCCGCCGGACAGUAAAGGCAGCAAACACAAUAGCGAGCAUGACCUCGUUACAUGCAGAUGUUGUACCACCGAGAGACUUUGCCACUUUGAGGCCUGGCUGUUCUUCUCUGGGGAGUGCAUCUACCAGGAGACAUGGCAGCAGUGUCACCGGCAAAUGCUGCGUGUUUUAAUCCUUAAAAAAAAUCCUGAACUUCCAUGUUCCUCUUUCUCCUCCAAAAUCUGCUUUCCUUUGCAAUGGAUGGUGUUAGCUGUGUCAUUGCUUUGUACUUAUAACCUCAGCGUUCCUUUGAGUUUCUCUGAAGUGAAUGAUGUAUCUAUUGGUGCUGUUGAGUUUCUUCAAUUUUCCUUACAAGCAGCAGCAAGCGGAGGCUUUCUCAGAGCCGUAUCUGGCUGUGUUUAGAGGAACGAGGACAGGAAAACAGUCCCUAAUGCAUUACAGUUUAACACUAGAAGUGAUGCUCUUUAGCCAGGGGUGGUCUUUUCCAACACAUUUAACCGGUAUUGUUCCAAUCUGAAGUGUGCAGCAUCAUGACUCCAUCCCUCGCGUGGUGUGCAGAGUAGGAACUGUAACAGAGCAGAGAAGCUUUCACUGUGCUGUGGAGAGCAGACACGGACUCAAUAGACUGCAAAGCUUUGAACGUCAAAGUAAUAAUGUCUUCACUAUGCACUACAGAAGAGAAAACCAAGAUUUAGGGCCAGACUCCAUGCUCAGUUCUCUUGGGGGAUAGAGGAGUUAUACGAGACAGACACUGCCAUGAGGUCUGCUGCCCAAUAAGCUUUUCAGGACCCUGGAUUCCUUCCCAUUUAACUUCUUUUACAAAUCCAGUAAGGUUUCCGUUGGCACAGGCUAGUUCUUUACUCUUGCUGGUACACUUUGGGAUGGAAAGCUCAGUGCCAGGGGACAACCCAUCUAAGCAUAAAUCUUAAUUGCAGAUUAACUCAUUUGGAGCUUUCACACUCUUCCAUAUAUGACUCUAAGUGAUGAUUUUUUUAUUUUAUUUUAUUUUUUGCUUCUCACAACUGCAUGCAUUUGAGCAUGUCUGAAGUCUUUUAUAGACUCAAUACCGUUCAGUUAAAUAAACCAUUCUGACAAGGAAGUAAAGCCAGAUGUUUCUGC